Messenger RNA from Zonotrichia leucophrys gambelii, 4843 nucleotides. Its product is annotated as granulocyte-macrophage colony-stimulating factor receptor subunit alpha-like. The record is from RefSeq and is a predicted model, not a curated record. Gene Ontology annotation, cellular component: membrane; external side of plasma membrane. Gene Ontology annotation, molecular function: cytokine receptor activity; protein binding. Bases 3401 to 4276 code for a protein of 291 amino acids. Lineage: Eukaryota; Metazoa; Chordata; Aves; Passeriformes; Passerellidae. Gene Ontology annotation, biological process: cytokine-mediated signaling pathway. The transcript is spliced from 10 exons.
GGGGAGCCUGGAAGGAGCUCUUGCCAAGAAGCAACAAGCAGAAGCUGUGAAGAACUGCCACCAAGAAAUAUUGCUGAGAAGGUAUGGGACUUUAGAAAUAUGAAAUACAGCAACAAGUAUAGCCUUGGGUGACCUGGACAUCUCUGUUCCUACCCUGAUGGCUGCAAACAUAUAGAAAGGAUGUUUCCAUAUCUGAGUCUCAGUCUGAAAUACUAACUCAGAUGCUUUGGAGAGUGUUUACUGCAAUCAUAUUUUAUAAAAUACCAAAAUCUAAGAAUGGUUUCAAUUAGAAGACAUAUUCAAACACUGUCCAGUCCAACCCUGCCCCCAACCUGAUCUUGAACACUUCCAAUGAAGGAGCAUCCACAGGUUCUCUAAGCAAACUGUUCACAGAGCUGGGGAUUGCCCCAACUCAGGAGCAGGACAUUAUUAAUUCCAUGAAGUUUACAUGAGCCUACUCCUCAAGACUGUCAAGCCUCAAGUCUCCCUCUGGACAACAUCUCUUUCCUCUAAUGCAACAACUGCACCACUCAGCCUGGUGCCAUCCACAAACUCACUGAAGGGUGCUCUUGAUCCCACUGGCUGUGGCACUGCUGAAGAGGUAAAAUAGUGCUCAACCAAGCAUGCACCUUUUUGGGACAGCACUUGUUACUGAUUUCCACUUGGGCAUUGCAGCACUGACUCUAACUCUUUGAAUGAGCCCAUCCAGCCAUCUAACCAUCCAUGUGUCAAACUGAUGUCCCUCCAACCUAGAGGCAAGGCUGUUGAGGGGGACCAUAUCAGAGAACUUACAGAAGGGAUUUACAUGGGGAUGAUCUGAAACUGAGUUUAUGAAAUGUGUGGGUAGAAAUGUGAUUUAGAGUUUAAGGCAUGGAUUGACCCAAGGCUGCUACUUACAGAAAAAUUUUCCUUCUGAAAUUAGAGUGUGUUUUUUCCGUAUUUACGGGUUGGGGGGGAGGGGGAGAAUAAAAGCAGAGUAAAACAGACACAAAACAAAGAACAGAAUGUCCAAAUAAAGGAUGACUGAGUGCCAUCAAGAAGGAAAAUUAUGCCCUCAGAAAUAUACAAGUGGCCUUCAUCUUGUGUGCAGGCAGUGCCUUGCUGCUUUCCAGGCUCAGUGAGUAAUCAGCCUUUGUUUCUGUUACUUGGGAAAAUUCUCAAAGUGGCCACAUGAUGGUAGCCUAGGAUCAGGUACAAACAUACUAAAUCAAGAAAGUAAAGGAAACAGGGAGGAAAACUAAUACUUGUAAACUAAAACAAAUGUCUGGAUGCAUCAUCCCCACACAGUGAGGACCUGAACUUUAAUUCAGCUUUCAGGUAUUGUAAUACCCAGAACAGAGCUGCCAAGUGUAUCUGCUGGAUAGCUCUGUCCAGAGAGGUGCUGUGUUUGGAGCUCUUUGGUCCUUUUAUAGACAAAUUAAUAUCUAGCAAACUUCUGCUUGCACUUUCCUUCCUGUUUCUAGAUACCUCACAUAAAAGGUGACUGGUUUAAAAUAGAUUAAACCAGAGCAAAGAAAUCAGAAAUUAAGCAAAUAUACUAUUUUGAUUGUUAACCUCUUGAUUACUAUAACUGCAAUAUUCACUCUUGGCAUUAGCUAUGAAAAAGACUAAAUGCAAAUUGUGGAAUUCUUAUGUAUUAAAUUAAAGGCUACAAAGCUAUUAAUAUAAAAGUUGUACAGUUAUUCUGGUUUUUAAAAGAAUACAGAUUGACCCAAAAAGUCUGUGGUAAAAUGUGCUGGUCUUGAAAAGGAGGCGUUUAGAUUACCCUGACAUGAAACUCCCCUCCCUUUCAUUGAUCAAAUCAUCCUUCAGACUGCAUGGCAGCUAAGGAGAACUUCAUCAUCAGGUUGCCUGGCUAGGUGAAGUUAUCCAUGUCUAGGUCAAACAUUGCUAUGAAACAAGACUGGGAUGCCCGUGUAGUACCCCAAAUCCUCUGCAGAGGUGAUCUUGAGUAUAGUCAUGACGUCUUAUAUUCCAUACAAUUAAUUAAAUUGCCAACACUGAAACUGGUAGAAUGUUGUUUGCUCUGUAUAAAUAUUGAAGAUUCCAACUUUUCCAAUCUGUAUGAAAGAAUUUAUUAAGAAAAAAUACUUGAAAAUGAAUUAAGACUUUCAUUCCAGCUCAGCUUCCAGUAACCUGAUUCAGUGUAGCAGUUACACCAUCACUCAACUUCUCUAGUACUAGGACUCAGAGUUCCAAGAAUAAUUCUGUUCUAAAAACAGAAGAGGGUCCAGUUUCAAGAAUUAGAGAAAUUGAGUAGUUACAAAAGUCUCGGCAUUAUUACAGUGCUCCAGCAGACUUCUUUCAAUUCCUCCACAGAGCAGGAAUCAGAAGUCCUUACUUCUGCAGGUCCUGAAAUGAAAUGUCAUAGCAGGGUACAUGACAGUGUCUUGCUGUUUACUCUGUGAAUAAAAUUGAGGAAUUGAGAUGUAAAGAAGAGGAAAUAUCUCAAUAACCAUCCCCUACCUAUUCCUUCUCUGCCCAGAAGAACAACAAGAACAAAGACUGAUGGGAGUGAAGAUGUACAACACACAAACAGGAGGAGGACAGAUUUGAUAGGAUUUACCAGUCUUGCAGUGAGAUAUAACACUAAAAAGCAGUGCACUCAGUGAACAUUAUAAAUAAUGAGAUUUAAAUGUUGUUUUCUACUUUAAUAACUUCAUUUUUCUGUAAAAAAUAUUAAAGAUUAAGAAGACAGGGGGCUCUAUACUCAGACUGUACUAUGGGGUACAUGAAGAGGCAGGUUCUAUGCUUCUCAUUUCCAGGACACCAGCACAGACAAGUGGCAUACUGUUGCUUAUUACACUCAGGACAUUUCAUACAGACAGAAACUUUUCUUGAUCUGUGCAUUGAAUUCACCCAAGCCAGAAAAAUGUGGAUGCAAACCAGGAAGGCUGUUGAGACCAGUGACAUAGUUUGUUACCCACCUAGAGGGAAUGAGGCUGGCUAGUGCAAAGCUGGGAGCAGCUCUUCUGCAGACCUGAGCAGAGGGCUGAUACUCCUGCACCAGGCAGCAUCCCUGGGCAAGAAGCAGAAAACAGAGGCAUGGCUUGAAGCAAUCAUAGCUGACCUACACCCAAGCCAGAAGGAAGACCCAUGUUCAUCUCUCUUUCAGGUGGUGCGGUGUGCAAACAUUUAUAUGAAAAAUGUGUGACAAAUUACUGGAAAUUAUGUGAAUCAAGUAAUGAAGAGAGUGUCCCUCUAUGCUGACCUUUGUCCCAAGGCCGGGAGGGACCCUGCUGCUCCCCAUGGUUUAACGGAAGUGAGGAUAAGGGAAAUGAGGCAAUGAGAUCACACUGUAAAAACAUGCAGAAAUACACCAAGGCAAAGUCAUAGUUUCUAUCCUUCUUCUUCUCUAUUACUGUAAGCACCACGGGAAACAGGUUUUCAAGGACAAGGCAUGAAUGGAACAGCCAUUUCAAACUUUGCCUGUGUCAUUUUUAAUGUUUCCUUCAUGAAUUGCACAUGGCAUGUGGGCAGGACUGCUACAGAAGACACCCAAUAUUUCCUGUACUGGGGGUCCUUGAAGAAUGAAAAUGUCACAGAAUGCCAAAAUUACAUCAAAGAUACCCAUGGAAGGCACACGGGAUGUCAAUUCCAAAACGUGACAAUAAAAAAUAACAAUCCUUAUUUCCUGGUAAAUGGGUCCAGAAGCGGACAAAGCAUUCAGUCAUAUGAGGAGUAUAUAAAGCUAUACAAAAUUGAAAAACUCACCCCUCCACUAAAUGUCACAGUGAACUGUACAGAAGCUUCUCGUAGAUGUAGUAUUUGGUGGCAGCCACCUCGCACAAGUCAUGUGGAAAACAUGAGUUGUUUCAAAUAUGAAAUUGUCAUAGAAAACAAGGCUGAUGCUGAGAAAAACCCCAAAACUGCAUCUAAAACAACAGAAAUCACUGAAAAUGACUCCUACCUAUAUGAAAGCUUCAGCUCAGGAAAAAGGUACAGCGUCAAGAUCAGAGCAACAGAUGCAGGCUUUUGUAGAGUAAGCUCAAACUGGGGAGAGUGGAGUACACCUGUGGAGUUUGGAACACAACAAUUUACAUCUACUUCAUCAUAUAUGCUGUUUCUGAUACCAAGCCUGGCAGUAGGUCUCACAUUUCUCCUUUGCAUGACAGUAAGGGCUUAUUUCAAAAAAACAUCUGCUACAGUACCACAGCCAAGAGACCCAUUCCGUGAGCCCUCUCCAAUGGACUUGCAGCCAGAAUAUACGAAUCUAUUAAAAAAACAAGGAACUGAAGAAAUAACAAAUAUUGAAGAAGUGAUGGAAUGCAAGUGAAAUGAGCGACUUGAUUUUUUCUAGCAUAUAUACCUUAUUGGCAAAAAUUAAGAGGUUUUUCAUAUUCUCUCACUCCUGGAAAGAAGGAGAAGAGCAUCAGCUGUAAAGACAAUUCCCCAAGAUCUUAUCUCUAAAAGCCUCCUUGUAUUUGAUUGCAUUUUCUAUGAACAGUAAAGUUUGGACUAUUUCUGGUUUUUAUUAUGAUGAAUACUACAGUAUUUCAGAAAAAAAAAUCAGUAUUGUUUUGGACGCUAUUUUACUGUUUUUCAACAACAUGCAAAAGAAUAAUUAAGAACAAUUUAACUUAAGGAGUUUACUCAGGAUCUCCAUUGAUUCAGUGUCUCAAAAAAGGUACAGCCAUACUGAGAUUGUGAUCAGGAAUGAAAUUUGACAUCUGUAUGAAAGCUCGCUGUAUGAAGCCACAAUCAAACCUCUUAAGAUUACUUGCUCAUACAAAGGAGUACUAUAAAGAUUUUCUGAUACAAUCUUCCCCUAAGUCUAUUUGUUGCCUCCUGUUUUUCAUCCCUUCCUAUCUGUGUUAGACAGGAAAAAAUUACUUAAUAUAUG